This is a messenger RNA of Podarcis muralis (Common wall lizard), 4965 nucleotides long. It is a transcript of the gene GGA3, whose product is annotated as golgi associated, gamma adaptin ear containing, ARF binding protein 3. The record is from RefSeq and is a predicted model, not a curated record. Lineage: Eukaryota; Metazoa; Chordata; Lepidosauria; Squamata; Lacertidae. Gene Ontology annotation, biological process: intracellular protein transport; Golgi to plasma membrane transport; protein localization to cell surface. Gene Ontology annotation, cellular component: trans-Golgi network. Gene Ontology annotation, molecular function: phosphatidylinositol binding; ubiquitin binding; small GTPase binding.
CUAGUGAACAGGUAGCUCUUUCUUUUUGAAGCUUAUUGUGAAAGACCUAGUGUAUUCCUAAUUAUUAGGGUAGUGUUAUAGAUAUUCUUGAGGCUGAGGAUUUUAUUUGUAUUGUAAAUACUUUCCUGCUGCUGAAUACAUUUCUGAUACAUUCAGUUUUUACUGAAUCACUUUCCUGCUACGAAAACAAUUCUGCCCAAUUUAAUAAAAUGAUGUUUAUGUAUGUAUUAAGGAUUUGCAGCGACACAUCUCCUCUUCUUUUUAUUAACCCCAUGGGCAGUUAGUCACUGAAUAUAUCCCCAUAUUUAUGAAGGAAAUGUUUAAGUGAAAGGACAGAGCAGAAUUCCCGAUUCCAGGCUGCUGAAAGUUUAGCUGGAAGUGCAUUUGAAACUAAGCAAUAUAAAUAUACUCGGGGAACAGUUCUGGGGAGACGCUGUCAAGACGUAGGUCCUGAACAAAGACAGGAAAUAAUUACAAGAAAAGUUGGGAAGUGGUUCAUGUUUUCCCCAGUCACAGCAGAGAGGAUUCAUCCAUGCCAUGGAUUUUUAUUUUUAUUUUUGCCUUCAAAUGAGACUUCAAGGUGUCAACACAGUGAGAAAGCCAUGUCAGCAACCUGAUACUUCGGUCCUGAUGUUGCGGUUGGACAGAUAAAGCCACCAAUCCUCUGAAUAGGCAAGAAGACUGGGAGUACAUCAUUGGCUUCUGCGAUCAGAUCAACAAAGAACUUGAAGGUCCACAGAUAGCCGUGAGAUUGCUGGCUCAUAAAAUCCAGUCACCACAGGAAUGGGAAGCAGUCCAGGCCUUGACUGUGCUGGAAGCUUGCAUGAAGAACUGUGGGCAAAGAUUUCACAACGAAGUAGGAAAGUUUCGUUUUUUAAAUGAGUUAAUUAAAGUUGUGUCUCCCAAGUACCUGGGAGACAGAGUGUCAGAGAAGGUCAAAAGCAAAAUAAUUGAGCUGCUGUACAGUUGGACGGUGGCUCUGCCAGACGAGUCUAAAAUCAAAGACGCCUACUACAUGUUGAAAAGACAAGGCAUUGUGCUGUCUGACCCUGUAAUUCCUGCAGAGAGUACCCUAAUCCCCUCCCCUCCAGCUCGUCCCAAAAACCCUGUGUUUGAUGAUGAAGAGAAAUCCAAGCUUUUAGCUAAACUGUUAAAAAGCAAAAAUCCAGAUGAUUUGCAAGAGGCAAACAAGCUUAUUAAAUCUAUGGUGAAAGAGGAUGAGGCACGCAUACAGAAAGUCACAAAGCGCAUGCACACAUUGGAGGAGGUGAACAACAAUGUGAAGCUGUUGAAUGAGAUGUUGGUUCACUACAGCAAAGAAGACUCUUCGGAGGCUGACAAAGAGCUGAUGAAGGAGCUCUAUGACAGAUGUGAAACCAAGAGGCGGACGUUAUUCAAACUGGCCAGCGAGACAGAGGAUAAUGACAGCACUCUGGGCGACAUCCUGCAGGCUAGUGACAACUUAUCACGCGUAAUAAAUACCUAUAAAAGAAUUAUUGAGGGGCAAGUCGUCAAUGGUGAAGUGGAUAUUCCUGGGCUGCCUCCAACAGAUGGAAGUGAUUCUUCCGUUAACAUCAGUACACUCAUUGACUUGGCGGAACUGGACAUUUCUAGUACGCCUCCGCCACCACCGAUUCCCCCAACGACGUUGACACCAGCACCGACAUUAACUCCAGCUCCAGCCUCGUCAGAAAUCCCCAUCCUACCACCUCCCCCUCAGACCAUCGGUCACUCCCGGAGUCGUUCAUCGAGCCAGGCAGAAGCCACUUCUGCUCUCUUGACGAGCUCGGCCAAUUCCAUCUCUUUGCUUGAUGAGGAACUGCUAUGCUUAGGCCUGAAUGACCCGGCUCCCACUGCAGCAAAAGAAGCUCCUGAGAGCAGCCAAUGGAACAUGUUCCAGAAUGAACCAGUCGAUCUGGACUUCUUGAACCCAAAACCAGCUUCCGUUGCCUGUAACUCACCUCUUCUCCCUGCCCUGUCACAGCCCACGGGUAGAACGUCAGCCUCUCUUGCCUCCACAUUCACAGCCCCGCAGCCUGCCCCUACCUCAGCCCCUUUCAUAUUCUCUGCUGCGGCACCAUUGGGACCGUCCAGUGCAAUGUCAGGUGCCCCUGGGUACCUGGGCUCUGCUAUGGGAAGUGGUGAUCUGCACAACAUGGAUCCCAUAGGACAUCUGGACGAGAGCAAAGGACCUUCAGCUCAAGCAAACCUAGGCACCUCUGUGUUCCCUGGUGGAGUUGCAUUGCCCGCUGCUGCUGCUGCUGCACCUCUUACAUCCGCUUCAGGGCUGCCCAUUGCAGCUCCAGGAGUCCCUCCACUUCCAUAUCCAGGCAGCUGCCCUGUCGGGUCAGGAAGCCCCCUCUUCCAGCCAGCCUCCUUCCAGCAGCAAGGAAGUCCUCUGAAAGGACCCGAGAUCUCCUUGGGCAACGUUCACGUCCCACUGGAGUCCAUUAAACCAAGCAGCGCUCUUCCAGUGACGGCUUAUGACAAGAACGGUUUGCGCAUCCUCCUGCAUUUUGCCAAGGAGUGCCCCCCUGGGCGGCCCGAUGUGUUGGUAGUGGUGGUUUCAAUGUUAAACACAGCGCCCCUUCCCAUCAAGAACAUUGUGCUACAAGCAGCAGUGCCAAAGUCCAUGAAAGUGAAGUUGCAGCCACCUUCGGGGACAGAGCUAGCUCCGUUCAAUCCCAUCCAGCCACCAGCUGCUAUCACCCAGGUCAUGUUGCUGGCAAAUCCAAGGAAGGAGAAGGUGAGGCUGAGGUACCGACUGACUUUCGCGUUAGGAGACCAGCCCAGCACAGAAGUGGGGGAGGUGGAUCAGUUCCCCCCGGUUGAGCAGUGGGGAAACCUAUGACCCAGAGGCACCCCAAAGGGACUGGAACGAAUGUGAAAUGGAAAGGGCGCAAGUGGUAUCCGGCAGCGAUAUUGAGCUUUGUUUAACAUGUCCUGUCCACUCCACUUGUAGCUUUAGUCCAGAAUGUUUCCUGCACUCUGGGGUGAAGCAGUUGGGGGCAUGAACACAGAGCAUGAACUUGUGUAGGCAGCCACAAGUAGAGGCCUGGAUGGUUUCUUUACUUUGGCCAAUCCGGUUCUAUCUUCCACUUUGCUAAACUUGAAAUCUGAUCAUUCUGGUGAGCUUCGUAAGCAGAAACGGAGCACUCUUCCCUCAGUGUUGGCCAGAUGUCUACAAAGGGCUAUGAUGCCUUCGUAAGUUUCUUUGGGGCAGAGCCCUAACAGAUGUUCCUGUGCUCGGUUUUUUGUUUUGUUUUUUACCUCCUUGGUGCCAGAACUUAGGACCACCUGCAGGCUUGCUGGGUAAUAAACACAAGCUCCACAAGGGCAGGUUUCUGCCAUGACCUGACACGCCCGUUUUCUUUUGUAAGGCAACAUCUACCCGAAAAGCCAGCACAGCUCAUACAGGUGAACAACAAGCUGUAUUAUUUUAUACAUGCCACAUGUGAGCGUAAAAACACAUAGCUCUCAAUCUGCUGCCUUUGAUUUUAUACUUCCAGCUGACUCUGCAAUGUGCGCUUUCUAGGCAGCUGCUACAUUUUGGACGCACAUGGCUCUACAGUCAGUUUUCCCUCAGCAUUCAACAGCUGUAUUCCAUGGGGGGGGGGGUAAAAACUAUGAGAGAGUCACAAAGGCACAGUUUGUCCAUUGGUCAAGUGGGGAGCUUGGGGAGAAAGCUUGGUGCAUCUGUCGAUCAGGGUCAAAGGUAGGAAAUGAUGCAGCUAAGACCUUGAUUCUUCUUUCAAAGGCAGUAUUAGUAGUUAGGAAUUAUACAAUGUACAUAGAGCUAUAGGAAAACACCAGACCUACAGAUAAGGGGAAACAGAAGCCACGACAAUGCAUGUGCUGAGUUGAUUAUAUGGUAUUUUAUUCAUUCCAAAUAUUAAGUGGUUAAGUGCAAUUGUCUCCAGGAGGAGAUCCCUGUGUUGAGUCAGUCGGACUAAUAGUCCAACAUAUGGCACGUAAGCCAUAAAGUGAAUAUCACUGCUUUGGGUCUAGUAGUCACUUCCUCUGAUCUACUACAAUUAUUUUUGAUCUGAAAUAUCCUUUCAAAAAAACAGUUGUCCUGAACUAAUCAUUUUGCUUGGUUAUGAAGAAAAAAGGCUGUUUAGAAAAAAUUUAAAAACUCAAGUAGGCUAAGAAUUGCUAGGUGUAAUUUUAAGUACUUCUUGCCACUCUGAUCUGAAGGUGGAAAUCUGGCUUAAGCUGAAUUAAUUACAUUUCUUAAAAGCUCAGCCAGUCUUAGAAACAGCCGUUCUAAUUUUCUGGACACCUUGUACUUAACACGGAAGAGAUUUAACGGCGACCUGGAACAAUUGUCUCCUACAAAGGCUUGGGGUACUCACUGGGCUAAGGAUUUAUAGGCAGUGCAACCUAAUCUGUUGCAGCAUGAAGAGCUUCAGCAGUUAUUGGGAAGGUUCAGACUUGUGUACAGACUUGGAACUGUCCAGAAAGGGAUAGACAUGGUCCAUAUGAACAAAAGGAGAGACUUGGGAGGAAAGCGUCCGCUAUGUUUAGCGGCUGAGAACAGGGUGGCAUUUCUUCUGCCUCUUGAUCUGGUCCUCUUCCGUAUUUCAGUCUCUCUGCUGUCUUGUUUUUGCUUAGCAAGUCUGCCCAGCUGCCAUAGCAUAUCUAUAGAGCAGGUUUCACUGCUACAGCUUGCCUAUGAGCAAGUCACUCUCUCUCUCUCUGAGGAAACCAGGGGGGAGGGGGGAAGCACAAGUGCUUUCUCAAUGUCAGCAGUGCUGCCAUACCCAUGCUGUCCAAGCCCAGUAGCAAGAUCCCGUCGUCUCACUGUGUGGAAAUGUACUGUUAGAAGCUUCAGAAGUUAUUUAUGAAUGUUACUUGUUCAUAGGCUGAAGUUGCAGCUUCCUACCAAACACGCAAAAGACUGUAAAUAUGUCUCGGAAGUACUUGUUUUUCUGCACGUUCAAUAAAAUUGCUUUCUCUACUCUG